AUGGCGCAGCAGCAGCGCUAUCCUCGGCAGCUGCGACGGCAGCUGCUGCAGCUACUUGCUGCCUUCGUGCUGCUGCGCUGCAGCACAGCUACAGCAGCAGCAGCAGCAGCAGCAGCAGCAGCAGGUGGCUGCACCGAUGAAGACAUGAAGAUUAUUUGGAUCCCUUACGUUCCUCCCCCCGCACCCCCUUCUAUGCUGCAGCCGCCACCGCAGCAGCAGCAGCAGCAGCAGCAGCAGAAGCAGCAGCAGCAGCAAAAGAAUAUGGGUCAAGGCACAGCAAGCGCGUUCUUAACGAUCCAGCACCUAGCAGCAGAAGCAGCAGCUGCUGCUGGCAGAGCUCAUGAAGCUGUAACUGCAGCAACAAGCGCAGCAUCUGCUGCACUUGCUGCUGUGAAACAGGAGGAGGCGCUGGCUGCUAGCAGCAGCAGCAAGAGCAGCAGCAAGAAGAGCAGCAGCAGCAAGAAAGACAGCAGCAGCAAAAAAGAUAGCAGCAGCAAGAAGGACAGCAGCAGCAGCAGCAGCAAGAGCGGCAGCAGCAGCAGCAAAACUGACAGCAGCAAAGACACAGGCAGCAUCCGAGGAGAUGGCAGCAGCAGCAGCAGCAGCAGCAGCAAGCAGCAGCAGCAGCAGCAGCAGCAGCAGUAG
Molecule: messenger RNA, 645 nt
Organism: Eimeria mitis
Lineage: Eukaryota; Apicomplexa; Conoidasida; Eucoccidiorida; Eimeriidae
Source: RefSeq, a predicted model, not a curated record